Lytechinus variegatus (green sea urchin) is the source of this 3181-nucleotide messenger RNA. Its product is annotated as tyrosine-protein kinase ZAP-70-like. The record is from RefSeq and is a predicted model, not a curated record. The coding region runs from base 240 to 1100 and encodes 286 amino acids. Gene Ontology annotation, molecular function: protein binding. The transcript has 4 exons. NCBI's taxonomy places the organism in Eukaryota, Metazoa, Echinodermata, Echinoidea, Temnopleuroida, Toxopneustidae.
AUAGAGGAAGUUGCAAACUGAUCGGUACGCUGAAUGAUGAUAUUUCUGCUCCCGACUUCUUUUUAGCUUAGUGACUGGAUAUUUUCCUCGAAUUUGUUGUAUCCUCCUAACCAAGUAUUCCAGCAUUUCGAACCAAUCGUUUGGAAACUUCUCAGAAUAUCUUCAAGGAACGCAAUUUCUAGAGGUGGGAAAGACCCAGAUGUAAGAAGAUCUGGUUCCCCAAUAUAUUGAUCCAGAAUAUGGAGAGGAAUGGACCAGGAGCACCUCAGAUCCCAGCUAGACCAACCAUCUUUCAACAUGCAGAGUCCCUACCCUUUUUCCAUGGAAGACUUACAAAUACCGAGGAGGAUAGAAUUUUCAAGUACUACUUGGAUACUAGAGGGGCUUUUCUACUGAGGAAGAGCAAUUCCCAGGAAGAUACUAUUGUCAUUUCCAUUGUGGUUGACCGGAAGAACAUCUUCCACAUCAAGGUAGAACAGAAGCAUGGUAAAGUUUGUAUCUUCCAGAGCAAUGAUGUCUUCUCAUCCCUAGCCAGUCUCAUAGAAUACUUCCAACGGCAUCCUUUCCCAGGCACCAGGCAUCAAGAUCUUUACCUCACUAAAGCAAUCAAUGCCAACAGGUUUACACCAGCAACCGCUGGGACCCCAGCUCUAGGGGAGCGAGCACCGCCCCUCUCAAGCCUGCCGAAGGAGCCUUCCAUUGAUGAACGUCCGCCCAUGCCACUUCCGUCCUCUCAAAAUCCGAUCUACGCGGAGUACCGCCAUCUCUACUCCCGCGUUGACAAGGUGGAAUCAGACCAACUCGACCGGAUACUGCUGCUUUGUGAGGAAGUGGACAAAGAGAUUCAGAAUGUGGGUAGAAUGAAGUGCUCUUGUGGUCUGUACAAGGAGGAAUCGGAGCUCAUCGAUGGCUGGAUGAUGCAUCGGGACACCGAGGGCGAGGCCACUAGAGGGCGCAUUUUUUUCCUCGAUACCAAGACAAACCAGUCUACCUGGAAACUGCCACAGGAGGUUGAGCUGGAGAUCAGGAAGAACCAUCCUGACAAAUGGAGAAUGCUUUGUAGACUGUUGAAAGAACCUCUUGCUAAUUAUGACUUUUAGAUUGGAAGACCAAAGAUCAUGUAUGGCCGUGUGUUGUCGACAGGGUGGCAAGGCAGUAAAACAGACAAGAGAUUUUGUGGAUCAAGAUGUAUUUCAGGAGAAGCAGCUCGCAAAACAAUGCCAAAGUGUGGGUAGUAUAAACAUAUUAGUGUUUUGUACAGCAUAGAGGAAUGGUUGUAGGAAGACAGCUUCUCAAUGAAUUUAGCAAAGAAAAUUAAUAAUAUGACAUGCCAAUCAGGCUUCCUUAGUUUGAUUUCCUUGACAUUAGGUUUGAAGUUGAAUGUCAAUAUUGCAAAAGAAAUGAAAAGAAUACUGCACGUUUUAGUCUGUUUCCUACCCAAGCUCACACUGGUUAUCUGGUGGGUGUUUUAUAAAGUUGUUUGUAAGUUAAGAGCGACUUUAAGAAUGACUCGUGAAUCUUUCUGACACUCUAAAUAAUCAACAAUGAACAUUUAAUGGUCAAUAUCAUUUACCACAAGAAAGGAUCACCAGUCGUUCUUAAAGUCGCUCUUAACUUACAAUCAGCUUUAUGAAAAGGCCCCCUGAAAUGUUAUUGAGUUUUUUGCCUGUAUCACAUUAAUAAUGUGAUAAAUCAAAGUUAUUGUGUACUAUAAUGGGUUCAAGGAUGUGUAACUUUUGCGAGUGCUUAUGCAUGUUACAUGUUCCUGCUUUGAUUCUAAGCAACCGUCCAAGCGUGAGAUGUUUUGGGUGCAGCCCUGCAUUUCUGACGCAUCUCUACUUCUAGUGCAUCAAAACUGGGACGCCAUGAAACGGGCAUUCUUUAAAAGAGAACCGCUAUGAUAGGGAAAGAAUUUUAUUGCGCCUAUUUAGGGGCGCAUCAUCCGUUAUGCUUGUUUAUCUGAGGCUUGCCAGAUAUACCUCACAAGUUAAUGCUAAAAUAUUAUCUGUCAUUAACUAAUAACAAGAUGCAUGUGCGUUAGUCGAGUAUCAAAAUGAGGUGAGAUAGUAAACUGGUGGGUGUUUCAUGAAGCUGUUCGUAAAGUUGCGCACAACUUUACGAUCGACUGGAACAUAAUUUUAGGUCCUAACUCAAUUACAUUAGGGUUAUCAAUUGUCAUGAGAAAGGGUUACCAUUUGUGUUUAAAGUCAUUCGUAUCUUACGGACAGCUUUACGAAAUACCAAGUGUACUGGAUGAAUACGCUUUGAUUCUUCUAGGCUAUUUAUGUGAGAUCAAAUAUGGAAAGGACUGAAAUGAAGUAUAGUUCAUAACAAUAGAAUUUAAUGUAAUGUUCUUGAAGCAAUUUGGACCUGCCUGUCCUAUCGCUUGGUACUUGCCUCUGUCUUCCAGAAACUGCACAAUUAUUUGUGGAUUAAUUUAUUUUGCAGACCUUGAAAGUAGGAAUUAUUUUUGAUAAAUAUGUAUCUAUAGUGGCCACUGCUACUUAUGGCAAAUAUCAAGAAAACUCCAAACCAUAAAAAAAUGUUAUGAAUAUGCUGAGGUGAAAAGAAUAUUAAGAUGUUAUCUAGAAAGUAUUCAAGAUUAGCUGAACCCUACCAAAUACCAUUAACAAGCAACUCGUGUUUAUUUUAUACUCAGGAUUUCACCCAAAAGUUUUAUAAAAGUUUACUGCAAAACCAGAAUUCUUAUGAGCAGAGUCACAUUGUACAUUAUUAAAGAAUAAGUAGUUAAUUUUUGUUCAAUUUACAUGUACAUUUUAAUAACAGUAAACAGUUUUAAUAAAGAUUUUGGAAUAUAUGUUCAUGUUUAAUAAUGGAGAACAUAUAAAUGUGAAUUGAAUUCUGGAUCUGAUAAAACGAGGUACAUAAAAGUUGAAUGUCAAACAGAAAGAAAUGAUUGGAUUGAAAUAAUAGGAUUUUUUUACAUUAGAUUGGUUAAUAAUCCAUUUAUACUUUUUAUCCAAUUAUUUUCUAAGUAAUGUCCUAUUAUUUUUCAAAUAAUGGUCUAUUAGGUCUAGCAAAAAAUGUCUACUAUUCUCACUGUCAAGUCAUGCUUUCAAAGUCUAAUUAAUGUAUCACUUUCCUCAGACCCCAAUGCAAAAAUGUGGUUUUUAAAAAAAAAUACAGGGGCCGAUUGCACGAAAGGGUCUUUCCAAGGACC